Molecule: messenger RNA, 336 nt
Organism: Cylicostephanus goldi
Lineage: Eukaryota; Metazoa; Nematoda; Chromadorea; Rhabditida; Strongylidae
Source: the annotation of a GenBank genome assembly
AUGGAUGAGUUGUUGGCAAUCAUUGUAAUUGUUAUCCUUUGCUGUGUUAUGUUCUUCGCCUGGCUAGUGUCGAUGGCCACUUGUCCAGAUGCGAUGGUUUCGUUCCUCUCCGGUUCGAGAUAUUCCGACUUACAGGAACUAGUAAAGUCUGUUUCCUCUGUCUACCUACAAUUGAAUGCACAGCGCAAGAUGAGCGAUAAGAAACUCAGCGUUGUACCGGAAGCCGAUGAACAGCUUACGGUGCAAUCGACUAUUCAUUCGAUGCGACCAUCAAUUCUUCGUGCUCCAUCGCAGCCCAAUGGCGAAAAGAAGUUGGACAUUGCCGAAAUGGUCUGA